Molecule: messenger RNA, 1040 nt
Organism: Rhododendron vialii
Lineage: Eukaryota; Viridiplantae; Streptophyta; Magnoliopsida; Ericales; Ericaceae
Product: glycine-rich RNA-binding protein RZ1A-like
Exons: 4
Coding region: 137-775 (212 amino acids)
Molecular function (GO): RNA binding; zinc ion binding
Source: RefSeq, a predicted model, not a curated record
UAGAUCCUAUAUAUAGUGGGAAUAGGGUUCUUUUACUUGGAAGGAACGCAAGGUUAGCUACCCAACCGUUAUUUUCUCCGUCUCAUCCGAUCUAUUUGCUACUACAUCUCUACUGUUGCUCUCACUGUGCUUCUUCAUGUGUUGUUUCUUUCUUUUAUCAGCAGUUGAAAACAUGUCAGAUGAACUGGAGUACCGCUGUUUCAUUGGUGGCCUCGCGUGGUCAACAUCUGAUAGAGGUUUAAAAGAUGCCUUUGCGAAGUUUGGACACCUUGUAGAGGCAAAGGUUGCUGUUGACAAGUUCUCGGGACGUUCUCGUGGAUUUGGUUUUGUCACUUUCGACGAGAAGACAGCAAUGGAAGAAGCAAUUGAAGCAAUGAAUGGAAUGGAUUUAGAUGGGCGUAGUAUUACUGUUGAGAAAGCUCAGCCUUCUGGUAGGGACCGUGACAGUGAUCGCCCCCGUGACCGCGACCGUGGUCGUGACCGUGAUGGUGGUAGUCGGGGAUUCGGUGGUGGCGGUGAAUGCUUUAAAUGUGGAAAGCCAGGACAUUUUGCCAGGGAAUGUCCUGGUGAAGGGGGCAGAGGGGGUGAUAGGUAUGGUGGCAGGGAUGAUAGGUAUGGCGGUGGUGGCGGAGGUCGUUAUGGUCCUGAUAGAAAUGGAGACCGAUCUGGGGGACGUAACAGGGAUUCCGGUGGCUAUGGUGGAGGCGAUCGUUAUAAUCGUGACCGUUCUGGACCCUAUGACCGCAGGGGUUCCGGAGGUUUCCGAUCCAGCUGAAGAAAUUGGUGGCAGUGCUACUGGAUGUGAAGCGGUGGGAAGCUCCUUUUCAAAUGAUACAUUUUCUCAAUGUUGGGCAAGUGGAACAAUGUAGUUGAAUCUAUCUUUCCAAAGUGUGGAUCUUGGCACCCCAAAACCUUCUAUGUACCUAAAAUGUUCGACUUGGUCUGAUGGAUCUUAUGAUUGGUUGACAUGUUCGAAUCUGGUUUUGUGUUGUGAUUGCCAUUAUUGCUGCUGGAUAUCUACUUUCUUGAUUGGUCGGUCA